ACUUUUCUAAAAUUAUGAAUGAUUUAAAAAAAAUUUUUUUUUUUUUUUGCUGCUGUUGUUUUUUUCUUGUUAAGUUCCCAAAACAUGUUAGCUUCAUUGGCCACUCCAAAUUGUCCAUAGGUAUGAAUGUGGGUGAGAAUGGUUAUAUAUUAUAUAAUAUAUAAUAAUAUAUAAGUGAUAUAUAGUGACAUAUUAUUUAUUAUUAUAUAUUUAUUAUCAGUAGUUUAUUUGAUCUCAAAAUUGUUGACUAAUAUGUUUUUUUGGUCAAUUUGUGGGGAAAUGAACAUAAAAUGAAUGUUGAAAUCCGGUCUGGUUCUGGUGGACCCAUGUGGGGCAUUACCUGGUCUGGUGACGCCCCCGGUGUGCCCCCCAGUUGGACCUCCAUGUAGGAGUUUGUCAGGGAAUAACAAUGCAUGCACAGGGAAUGUUGAUGAUUGAAUGAUUAUUCAUCCUUUGCGGAGAUCUGUACCGACUUGACUUUUUCUGGUCCAAAAAAAUCCCGAAGCGGCGAAAUAAAACGGCGUGAGGCAGCAGAGGUGCGCUCCAUCAGCUAAUGUUUAUCUUCACGCUGUUCCGCCUCCAGAGAAUGAUAAGCUAUCAAGAUGGACAGGCGCUGCGGGAAGACGUCUCGCUCUAUCACAUGAUGCUAUCACAUGAUGCUAUCACAUGAUGCUAUCACGCACCACUAGGAGGUUGCAGCGUGGAGGAGCAGGAGUGGACGCUGCCUGGAAUGUUUGGGUGAAAAAGAGUUUAUGUUGUGUCGGAAUUCAUUUUCACUCCUGGCGUCCGCAGCCAGGAUGAUUGACACUUCCCUUGCAUUGAUCAAUGGCUGCACCAGGAGGGCUCUCUCCAGCUGAGCAGGUCUUGAGGACCUUUGAUGGCUCUUUGGUCUUGAAGAUGGAGAGGUUGGAAUGGAAAAGUUUUUUUUUUUUUGUGGACACGGAUCAGAAUGUUUAGCAGUUAGCAGGAUAUCAAGUACUUGUUUCUCCUGAAGUACUAAUGUAUUUACAAGUACUGUUUGUUGUAUCAUAACAAGGAUAAGGCGGCAAUAUGUCACAUAACAAAUAUAAUAUAACAGAGUGAAAAAAGUUGUCCUCCCAUUUGGUGUGGAAGUGGUACACCUUUGGCUUCUUGGUCCUUGUUAUUUGAAACACAAACACAGAGAGUAUGCAGCUGGAAAUGUCACAUAACAAAUGUAACAGAGUGGAAAAAGUUGUCCUCCCAUUUGGUGUGGAAGUGGUACACAUUUGGCUUCUUAGUCCUUUUUUUGAAACACAAACACAGAAGGUGUGCAGCUGGAAAAAUAUCACAUACCAAAUAUAAUAUAACAGAGUGAAAAAGUUGUCCUCCCAUUUGGUGUGGAAGUGGUACACGUUUGGCUUCUUAGUCCUUUUUUUUUUAAACACAAACACAGAGAGUAUGCAGCUGGAAAUGUCACAUAACAAAUAUAACAUAGAGUGGAAAAAGUUGUCCUCCCAUUUGGUGUGGAAGUGGUACACAUUUGGCUUCUUGGUCCUUGUUCUUUGAAACACAAACAUAGAAAGUGUGCAGCUGGAACUAUCACAUAACAAAUAUAAUAUAACAGAUUGAAAAAAAGUUGUCCUCCCAUUUGGUGUGGAAGUGGUACACGUUUUGCUUCUUAGUCCUUGUUCUUUGAAACACAGACCACAGAAAGUGUACAGCUGGAAAUGUUGCAUAACAAAUAUAGAGUGGAAAAAGUUGUCCUCCCAAUUGGUGUGGAAGUGGUUGUUUUUUGUCUUCUUAAGUCUUGUCUUGAUGGAAGAAAUACAUUUGAGCCUAUGUGAAGAGCUUGUUAGCUGGCAAGCUAGCGGCCGUAUUGAGUCCAGAGUCCAAUUGCCAAAUUGGACGCGCACGGCGGUGAGAGACGACCGUACUGGUUUAUGCGCCAUUUUCCCCAAAUUGCUUUCUUCGGGUUCUGAUUUGUCGGGCCCCAUCUGCUGCUCCGGCCUGCACGUGCGGCGUUUUAGGACGCCAUGUUUGUGUGCCUGUCUGUUGACUAACGGACUAGUGCGGUUACCCGCCCGUCUGGUCCGACCUGCCCCGCCGGAACGCACCAACAGAGGAGGGAGCGCGGGGAGGGAAGCUGUUUAUUUAAGCUCUGACCGUCCCGUGCUAACGGCCGCGCUGGUGUUCGUGUGCGGGGCCGAUCGGGGCGGCCGCCGCAUCCAAUUAGCCUUUUAGCUCAGGCGGGUCGUUUUGCCGUUACCUGGCGUUACCUGGAAGCCUCGACAACAUCAGGGAAUAACCACAAGUCAUGCUGGGGGGGGGGGGUUGUUUUCCCUCCUGAGAUCCACCAGCCUGUGCAAACAGGACACAGGGGCGGAGCCUCCCUCCGCUUUGUCUGACAGGUGAAGGGUGUAUCCUGUUACGUCACGCCCAUGUUGCAGCAGCAGAGGCUGUACGUUUCGGCGUCCCGGGAGCUCGUGAAUGAAGGCGCUUUGGGCUUUCGUGAAGAAGCCGUCGGGGGGGCAGGGGGCACAGGAUGUUCCCGUGAUGCGUUCAGGGGAGUCAAGCCAGGAGCUGGGACCCCCUCCCUCGGUGGAUGAAGCAGCCAACACAUUGAUGACGCGCCUGGGGUUCCUUCUGGGAGACAAAGUGAGCGAGGGGCCCGCCGGUCCCCACUACAGCAUGGAGGAGCCCGAGGCCAGACAGGGCCAGAACCAGAGGAUCAGCCCAUGCUCCACCCUGACCAGCAGCACUGCCUCCCCCCCUGCAGGCAGCCCCUGCUCCACCCUGCCCCCCGCCAUGCCGGGCCAGGCGGGCACCAAGGACUGCGCCUACGGUUCCGUCACCAGUCCCACCUCCACGCUGGAGAGCCGUGACAGCGGGAUUAUCGCCACGCUGACCAGCUACUCUGAGAACAUGGAGCGCGGCGGCAAACACGGCGAGGGAUCGCGGGGCAACCUGAAGCUGUGGCAGUCCCAGAAAUCAGGCAUGGACUCCUUCCUGUACCGCGUGGACGAGAACAUGACGGCGUCCACCUACAGCCUCAACAAAAUCCCCGAGCGCAGCCUGGAGAGCAUGUCCUCCCACUCGGCCCACUCCAUCCCUCUGUACCUCAUGCCCCGCCCCAACUCUGUGGCCGCCACUAGCUCCGCCCACCUGGAAGACCUGGCCUACCUGGACGAGCAGAGGCACACGCCGCUACGCGCCUCCCUGCGCAUGCCCAGACAGAGCACCACCUGCGGGCCGGGACACUCGGGGCAGGACUUGAGAGCUUCCACCAACAACUCCCACGCCUGGCAGUCGCAGUCACUGCGUUUCGCUCCGUAUCGGCCCCAGGACAUCGCCCUGAAGCCGCUGCUGUUCGAGGUGCCGUCCAUCACCAUGGACUCGGUCUUCACGGGUCGGGAGUGGCUCUUCCAGGAGGUGGACGCCCACCUCAACCGGCCCACCUGCGGCGGCAGUCGCGGCGUGGUGGUGGUGGGCAACAUCGGCUUCGGGAAGACGGCCAUCAUUUCCCGCCUGGUGGCGCUCAGCUGCCACGGUACCCGCAUGAGGCAGAUCGCCUCCGACAGCCCGCAGGCCUCGCCCAAACAUGGGGAGGGGCUCCCUCUCAGCCAGUCCCAGCCCAGCCACGGCACCCUGGGGGGAGGCAGCUGUCCCGGCACCCCCGAGAUGAGACGACGUCAGGAGGAGUCCAUGAGGAGGUUGGCCUCUCAGGUGGUGGCCUACCACUACUGCCAGGCGGACAACGCCUACACCUGCCUGGUGCCCGAGUUCGUGCACAACGUGGCGGCUCUGUUGUGCCGCUCGCCUCACCUAGUGGCCUACAGGGAGCAGAUGCUGAGGGAGCCGCACCUCCAGAGCAUCCUGAGCCUGCGCUCCUGCGUCCAGGACCCCCUGGCGUCCUUCCGGAGGGGCGUCUUGGAGCCUUUGGACGCUCUUUAUAAAGAGAGGAAGAUCAACUCCGAGGAGGACCUCAUCGUCCUCAUUGACGGUCUGAACGAGGCCGAGUUCCACAAGCCAGACUACGGCGACACCAUCGUCUCCUUCCUCUGCAAAACCAUCAACAAGUUCCCUCCCUGGCUCAAACUGGUGGUGACGGUCCGAACCACCCUGCAGGAGAUCACCAACCCGCUGCCUUUCCACCGCAUCUCCCUGGACUCCCUGGAGGAGAACGACGCCAUGGACCAGGACCUGCAGGGCUACAUCCUGCACCGCAUCCACAGCAGCCCGGAGAUCCAGAACAACAUCUCGCUCAACGGCAAGAUGGACAACACCACAUUCGGGAAGCUCAGCGGCCACCUGAAGGCCCUGAGCCAGGGCUCGUACCUGUACCUCAAGCUCACCUUUGACCUCAUUGAGAAGGGCUACCUGGUCCUCAAGAGCUCCAGCUACAAGGUGGUCCCGGUCAACCUGGCGGAGGUCUACCUGCUGCAGUGCAACAUGCGCUUCCCCACGCAGUCGUCCUUUGAGCGGGCGCUGCCCCUCCUCAACGUGGCCGUGGCCUCCCUCCACCCGCUGACCGACGAGCAGAUCUACCAGGCCAUAAACUCCGGCUCGCUGCAGGGAACGCUGGACUGGGACGACUUCCAGCAGCGCUUGGACAACCUGUCCGUCUUCCUGGUGAAGAGGAGGGAUGGCACCCGCAUGUUUGUCCACCCGUCCUUCAGAGAGUGGCUGAUAUGGCGGGAGGAAGGAGAGAAGACCAAGUUCCUGUGCGACCCCAGGAGCGGCCACACUCUGCUGGCCUUCUGGUUCUCUCGGCAGCAGAACAAGCUGAACCGGCAGCAGACCAUCGAGCUGGGCCAUCACAUCCUCAAAGCACAUAUCUUCAAGGGCCUCAGCAAGAAAGUGGGGGUCUCCUCUUCCAUCUUGCAAGGCUUGUGGGUGUCCUACAGCUCGGAGGGUCUUUCGGCCGCACUCUCGUCUCUGAGGAACCUCUACACCCCCAACAUCAAGGUGAGUCGCCUGCUGAUGCUGGGCGGGGCCAACGUCAACUACCGCACGGAGGUGCUGAACAACGCCCCCGUGCUGUGCGUCCACGCCCACCUGGGUUACAUGGACAUGGUGGCGCUGCUGCUGGAGUUCGGCGCCUUCGCCGACGCCCCCUCCGAGAGCGGCCUCACGCCUCUGGGCUACGCCGCCGCCGGGGGCCACAUGGCUAUCGUGACGGCGCUGUGUCGCAGGCGGGCCAAGGUGGACCACUUGGACAAGAACGGCCAGUGCGCCCUGGUCCACGCGGCCCUCAGGGGCCACAUGGAGGUGGUCAAGUUCCUCAUCCAGUGCGACUGGAGCGGCGGGACGCAGCAGCACUCGCCGCAGGGCCAGCAGCGGGCCGGCUUCACCAAGACCAAUGCCGUGCAGCAGGCGCUGGUUGCCGCCGCCAGCAUGGGCUACGCCGAGAUCGUGUCCUACCUGCUGGACCUGCCCGAGAAAGACGAAGAGGAAGUGGAGCGAGCGCAGAUCAACGACUUUGACUCGCUGUGGGGCGAGACAGCUCUGACAGCAGCUUCCGGUCGUGGGAAGCUGGAGGUGUGCCGCCUGCUGCUGGAACAGGGCGCCGCCGUGGCUCAGUCCAACAGACGAGGCAUCGUCCCGCUGUUCAGCGCCGUCCGUCAGGGCCACUGGCAGAUCGUGGACCUCCUCCUCACGCACGGCGCCGACGCCAACCUGGCAGACAAGCAGGGCCGCACGCCGCUCAUGAUGGCCGCCUCGGAGGGACACCUGGGGACUGUGGAGUUUCUGCUCUCCCAAGGAGCUUCCCUGUCCCUGAUGGACAAGGAGGGUCUCACGGCGCUCAGCUGGGCCUGCCUCAAAGGCCACCUGCCCGUCGUGCGCUUCCUGGUGGAGAGCGGCGCUGCCACCGACCACGCCGACAAGAACGGCCGCACGCCGCUCGACCUCGCCGCCUUCUACGGCGACUCUGACGUGGUCCAGUUCCUGGUGGACCACGGGGCCAUGGUCGAGCACGUGGACUACAGCGGCAUGCGUCCCCUGGACCGGGCCGUGGGAUGCAGGAACACGUCGGUGGUGGUGGCCCUGCUCAAGAAAGGCGCCAAGAUAGGAUGUCAGACGCUGCCCAGUCGGCCCCGAGGUCCGGCCACGUGGGCCAUGGCCACCUCCAAACCCGACAUCAUGAUCAUCCUGCUCAGCAAGCUCAUGGAGGAAGGCGACGGCUUCUACAAGAAGGGGAAGGUGAAGGAGGCGGCCCAGCGCUAUCAGUACGCCCUCAAAAAGUUCCCCCGUGAAGGCUUCAGCGAGGACCUCAAGACCUUCAGGGAGCUGAAAGUUUCGCUCUUCCUCAACCUGUCCCGAUGUCGCAGGAAAAUGAACGACUUCGGGAUGGCUGAGGAGUUCGCCACCAAGGCUCUGGAGCUGAAACCCAAAUCCUACGAGGCCUACUACGCCAGGGCCCGGGCCAAGCGUAGCAGCAGGCAGUUCCCCGAAGCCUUGGAGGACCUGAGCGAGGCCAUGAGGCAGUGCCCCAACAACCGGGAGAUCCAGCGGCUCCUGCAGCGCGUGGAGGAAGAGUGUCACCAGCUGAGCCAGGGCGGGGAGCACCAGCAGACGGACCUGGAGCUGGAGCCGCCCCCCUCGCCUCCUCCCACGCCUCCCCCGGAGGAGGAGGAGGACGCCCUGGCCCUCUCCAUGCCCCUCCCGCCGCCCCCGGAGCCCCGUCUGGAGGACAUGGAGCCCGUCCAGGACCUCUUUGAGGACGAGGACUACCUGGAGCAGGAGCUGGAGGCCAUGUCCAUGGGCCUCCCCCUGCCCGAGUCCCAUUCCGGCCUCCCCAUUAUACAGAGCCCCCCGCUUUCUCCCACGCACCCAGACCAGAUCUACCUUGGAGGAGGUUCGCCGAUGGGCCAACCUUACGAGUACCAUCCCACCUCGUCCUCCAUGUCCUCCCCGACCCGCGGCUCUUACCAGACCACGCCGCCCUCCCUGUCCCCGACGCAUCACAACUCCCAUUAUCGACACAGCCCACCCCACACGUCCCCGGUGCACCAGCCGUCCUACCGCUUCAGCCCGCCCCCCGUGGGGAGCCAGGGCAUGGACCGCCAGAGCCCGCCGCCCUCGCCGCUGCGCCGGGCUGCCCAGUACAGAGCCAGUCCGCCCGUGGAGAGCGUUUGUCUCUACAGGUCCCAGUCUGGCUCGCCCGUGCGCUACCAGACGGAGCAGCACCCCGGCCGCCCCAAGUCGCCCCUGUCCAAGAUGAGCAGCCAGCGCUCCUUCCAGCUCAGCUCCCAGCCGUCUUUGUCGUCCCAGCACCACCAAGCCCAGGGUCUUCGUCUGCAGCCCUCCAUCGCCCAGAUCGUGCGCACGAACCAACCCAACAGCGGCUACGGGGGCCAGAUGGGCCACUCCAUGGGAAAUCGCUACCCGGGCGGAUCGGUGGACGUGGACAACCGACUGGUGUACCAGCCUUCCCUGGAUGGACGCUCCAUGUCCCAGGUGCAGGCCAGCCUCAGCUCUGGCGCCCUCUGCCAGCACGGCGGCCGAGGAGGGGUCAUGGAGUCGGGCCUGCUGAAGGACGAGCUACCCCAGCGCCCCUCCUCUGCCUACCGCGCCAGCAGCGGGGCCCCGGGCGGCGUGCGUUACGGCCAGACGCCUCAGAUCAGUCGCAGUCAGUCGGCCGCGUACUACCCGGUCUCCGAGCACGUGCUGGAGCGCGCCAACGCCAUGCCCCCCUGCCAGCUGGGCUCCCCCGAGGUCCCGCAUAUGGUUAGACGCCCCGUCAGCGCCAACACCGCCGAGAUGAAGCCGCACGUGCCCACGCCCAGGCCCCUCAUCCACUCCCAGAGCGUGGGCCUCCGCUUCUCCCCCUCCACCAACAACAUCUCCGCCGGAUCCACCUCCAACUUGGCGCCGGGCUUCAGGCCUUCAGAGAUCCCGUUGCAGGCGGCGUACGAGCGCCCCUGCGAUGACAUCUCGCCCAUCUCUCCCUCGCAGGGCGGCGGGGGGCUGUAUCAGGGUGAGCCCCCGCGUUCCCGUAACACCCCCUUCAUGGGCGUCAUCGAUAAGACGGCGCGGACUCAGCAGUACCUGCACCAGCCCUCACGGUCCCGCGCCAUGACGUCCGUGGACUCGGCCAUCAGCCCCACCUCGCCGGGCCAGCUGGUCCAGCAGGGCUCCACCUACAGCCCCCCCGCCUCUCUGGGCAACAUCGCCUACUACAAUAAGACCAACAACGCCCAGAAUGGGCACCUCCUGGAGGAGGACUACUACUCCCAGACUCCGCCUCCCUCGCUGGGGAAGCUGGCGAACGGCUCGCGGGGCACGGGCGACAUCCUGGAGCGGGUGAGCCAGGUGCCCACCUACCCCGACGUGAAGGUGGCCAGGACUCUUCCCGUGGCGCAGGCCUACCAGGACAACCUGUACCGCCAGCACUCCCGGGACGCCCGCGCCCAAGGGCCCGCCUCCCCCAUCAAACCAAAGAGACCGUUUGUGGAGUCCAACGUGUGAUUGGACCGCCGGGAACGUUUCGGCCGGCAGCAGCGGGACACAACUUGAAGAACUCCGACACUUGAAAGGGUCCUGGACUUGACAGCUACGCUUGGACUCUUGGCCGUCUAAUAAAACGUUCCAGGUUCUGACAACCAUCGAUGCGCUUCUUCCAAAAAAAAAAAAAUGCUGAGCGGCUUCACUUGUGACGGGGACUAAUGGGGUGGGGGGGCGACUCCUGUGACUCUUCAUCUGGUGUUCUUUCAAAGUGUGCUCUUCACCACGGUUGCUCGAUGUAAUACAGUAUUCUAUGUCCUACCGUGUACAUGCCUCCCCGAUACAUACAACGCAGUACUUUAGAGCAAAAGUGACAAUAUUUAUAAUUAACUUAUAUAUUGUACAUAAAGGUCAAAGGAAGCAUAGCUGCCUUCGUGCCGCCGCCGCCGCCGCCGCCGCCUCCACCGCUGCUCGCAUAAGGAGGGACAGACGCUCGUCCCGAUCCGGAAUUGAAUCAAAUCUCAAGCUAAAGAGUCGCUUGGUUGGUUGAUUCGGUCGUGAUUGCGCACAGAGCAGGAUGUGCAUGAAUGUACCUUUUUAGCUGCAAAAAAAACACCUGAAAUUGGACACGUUUGUCCCUCCUGGUUUUCCUCCUUCGCUUCCUCCGCUGCCGUCACCGCCUGCCGGGUUGCCGGGUUGCCGGGUUGCCAGCCAAACGGCGCCUUUUACCUUUUUAUUUUUGUACCUGACUCGUGGAGAAAGCGGGCGUGGGAGCGGCGACGUCUCACACCUGACGCCACAACGGCGGGGGGAAAGGAGUUUUUAAGACAACGGAGAUGUAUAGACUUUCUAGCACAAGUUGUACAUAGCGGACGUUUACAUGUUUGGACUUUGGAGCGUCUAAAAGUCCAAUCAAUAUCUUAACGGGAGUUCCACCUGGUACCGGAGAUGAAGGUGUAACGUGUAUUAUACUUACUUUCAUCUUCUACAUUGAAGGGUGUGUGUGUGUGUGUGUGUAAAUAUUCUGAUGCAUGUUCUAUUCCCAAGCAGGCUGGUGUGCCCCCCCCCCCCAUCAUCCCCACACCCGGCAAAGGCGGUUUCUUUUAUGAUUUCCUUGGCGUAUUUGCUUGCUGAGCAGAGUUCUCUUGUCUGUACAUGUGAGCUUUCAGAUCGCUGUGAGAAAAAAAGAAAUAACUAUUAAAAAAAACUCAAGUUAAA
This is a messenger RNA of Doryrhamphus excisus (bluestripe pipefish), 9624 nucleotides long. RefSeq names its product tetratricopeptide repeat, ankyrin repeat and coiled-coil containing 2b (gene tanc2b). Gene Ontology annotation, cellular component: dendritic spine. Gene Ontology annotation, biological process: regulation of dendritic spine morphogenesis. The record is from RefSeq and is a predicted model, not a curated record. NCBI's taxonomy places the organism in Eukaryota, Metazoa, Chordata, Actinopteri, Syngnathiformes, Syngnathidae. Gene Ontology annotation, molecular function: protein binding.